AAAUUUAUAUUCAAAGUGGUUAUGUACUGGAUGAUGGAUCAAAAUAGUAAACAAAGUAAACUAAAAUAUUAUGUAAACUAAACAUACAAUCGUUUAAUUGCAUGAGUUGUGAAGUAAACUUUGCAUUAUAAUAAUAUAUUGUUUUGAGGUUUGCAUAAGUUUACUUACAAUAAUUAUUGAUGAAAAGUAGAUUGCGGUGAAUAAGUCCAGAGAUAUAUUUUAGGUUUCCAAAUAUGCCUCAGAUAUUUCAAGUUUUACGAUGUUAUAAGUGUUUUAUAUUUCAAACACAUCAAACAAAAAAAAGUAAUAGAUGGGAUUGCAAGAUGUGUGGUGAAAAACAAUCAAUAAAGCGACAUUAUGGCAUUGGAACAGGUAAAGAAUGCAGAUUGCAUGUACAGAAAUUAAAUAAAAUGCAAGCUGAAAAAACUAAUAUGCCUAAAAUAGAAAUAGAAGAAGAAGAGGAGGAGGAAGAAGAAGAAGUGGAGAAUAAACUUAAAAUUUCUAAUACUCUUGAUAAUAAAAUUAAUAAAAGUAAGUGGUCUAAUUAUAUAAAUGAAUCCAAAGAAAAAGAUGAAACAAGCGAGCCUAUGUAUCUCAAUGAUCAGGAAGUAGUUCUAGAAAUACCAAAAAAAACAAGAUUGGUAAAGCGCAAAAUAAAUAGACAAAGAUAUUUGGACAAUCAUAACCCUGAUUCCAUGAAUUUAGAUAAUGUUUGCAGUGAAGAAAAAAUUAAAACACAAGAACUAGGUUGUAGUGGAUUAUCAGAAAAGAAUAUAAAAAUACCUAUUUUCAAUAAUUCCUCAUCUUUCCAAAAAAUUAAAUCGGAACCAGUGAAUUCAGAAACCAAAGCACCAAUUCAAUGCUUAGUAGACAUUGAGAAAAAUUCUUAUGAAAAUCAAUCAAAUGCUGCCUGUGUAUCUAAUACACUUAUUACAACAGCAAAACAUAAAUCAAAUAGUUUGAAAAAAGUUGCUGAAGCUUCAGAAUAUACUCCAGACAAAGUAAAAAAUUCUAAAUGGGCUCAGUACAUUGAAAUAGAAGAUAGUGUAAUAAAUACAGAUAUAAUUUCAAAUAUUGAGAACUCUGAAUGUCUCAUAAACAGUUCUCAAAUGAAUGUAGCUGCUGUAAAGGAUUUUUCACAAUCAUUGCUAAGCCAAGAUGAGAGUUGUGAAUCUCAAAAUAUCAAUAAAAAUUUAGAUACCAAAAUUCCGAUACAAGAAAAUAAAAUAACGAAAACCAAACAAGGAAACAAAUCUUUAUUUUCAAUGGUGGAUGAAGAUGAUUUAGACAGCAUUUUAGAUUUUUCAAUGUAACAAAUUAAAAUCUAAAUGAUGAACAUGAGUAAAAGGAAUAAAAUACAUGAUUUUUUUAA
Colias croceus (clouded yellow) is the source of this 1372-nucleotide messenger RNA. RefSeq lists its product as uncharacterized. Gene Ontology annotation, biological process: mitotic G2 DNA damage checkpoint signaling. The record is from RefSeq and is a predicted model, not a curated record. Bases 234 to 1313 code for a protein of 359 amino acids. Gene Ontology annotation, molecular function: chromatin binding. Gene Ontology annotation, cellular component: nucleus. The transcript has 2 exons. NCBI's taxonomy places the organism in Eukaryota, Metazoa, Arthropoda, Insecta, Lepidoptera, Pieridae.